Messenger RNA from Hypoxylon trugodes, 801 nucleotides. RefSeq names its product HD domain-containing protein. Gene Ontology annotation, cellular component: cytoplasm. Bases 1 to 801 code for a protein of 266 amino acids. The transcript is spliced from 3 exons. The record is from RefSeq and is a predicted model, not a curated record. Gene Ontology annotation, molecular function: 5'-deoxynucleotidase activity. NCBI's taxonomy places the organism in Eukaryota, Fungi, Ascomycota, Sordariomycetes, Xylariales, Hypoxylaceae.
AUGUCUUCCAACCCCGAGAACGGCAAUAAGGAAUUCCUUGAUCCUGGUCUUGCAGUUACCGCAAAGGUCUCGGAACCAUGGACGGUGGAUAAGGUGCUAGAGACGAUCACUCCUGAAGCUCCUGCCCAAGGAACAAGCUCACCACUUCCGUUCUUCCACAUCAUUGAGCGUUUGAAGACCGGCAAACGGGAAGGAUGGCGACGAUUUGGGAUCAACAGAGGCGAAUCGAUAGCCGACCACAUGUAUCGCAUGUCCCUAAUGACCUUCCUAUGCCCACCAUCGCUUGCGCCGAAGAUCGAUCUGAACAAAUGUAUGAAGAUGUGUCUUGUUCACGACAUGGCCGAAUCGAUAGUGGGAGAUAUCACACCGGUAGAUGGUGUCCCAAAACCCGAGAAGAGCCGUCGCGAAGCCGAGACGAUGGAUUAUAUCUCCAAGAACCUGCUCGGUAAGGUAUAUGGCGGUCUGGCGGGACAAGAGAUCCGAGCAAUCUGGCAAGAGUACGAAGACUCUAAAACGUUGGAUAGUCUAUUCGUCCACGACUUGGAUAAGAUGGAACUAUUGAUGCAGAUGGUGGAGUACGAAAAGCGGAUGAACAAGAGCCUUGACCUCGGCGAGUUUGCGUACGUAGCGACCAAGGUAGUGCUGCCGGAGAUCAAGGAGUGGGCGAAAGAGAUCCUGAAAGAGCGCGAUGAAUUCUGGGGGGUAAAACCGCACGUACAUGGCGAAGCCGGGGUGAAUGGCGGUGUGAAAGAGACAACGCGCCAGGGUCAAGAUGAAUAUUACUCCAAAGAAAAGGAGUAA